CAGCCAGUAUAGACUGGGACUUGACAACCAGUGGACCUCCUGUCGAGUUUUCAUUGGCAGAAGAGAAGCUACUAUUCAAAGACGGUGAAUUGUAUAGGAUUAUACCAGGGAGUGCUUGCUGUUUUCUACCAACACACCAUAAGUGAGGACCUGCAGUUGCAUGGAGGACAACAGGUGUGGAUUUAAGGACCGGUGAGUCAUGAUGUUGAAGAGGAGACAAUAAAGUGGAGCUUGUUUAGCGUCAGUAGCAGUUAGAUGCGUCUUUCCCCUCGUCCGUGACGAUGACGAUGAAGGGCUUGUCGAGUAGCCGGAGACACCAUCACAUGGUGACCUGUGACCCCGCCUAUGACUCCAUGACCCUGGGGCGCCAAGCCCGGCCUUACCCGCUGAACCCGGGCAAUGCCCACCCGGCAGACCACCCUUACUAUGCCCAGCGAAGCUCCUUCCAGUCUGAGUGCGGGCCCUACCCUGACCCGGCUAGCAGAACCUUCCCCCGAAGACACUACAGCUCCCACCAUGAACUGAAGGAUGAGUGUGCUGUGGUGCCUUACACCGGAAGCCAGGGGGGAAGCGUUAAAAACAACCGCACCCCCCCCAACCUUCUGGAGCAGUUUGAACGGCAGGCGCCGGCGCGCCAUGACGGCUACCACACACUGCAGUACAAGUGCACAGCGGUGGCGCACCAGCGCAGCGACAGUCCUGGGAGGAUCCGGCAUCUUGUCCACUCGGUCCAAAAGCUCUUCACCAAGUCCCACUCCCUGGAAGGCCCAUCCGGGGAUAGGAUGAACGGGGGCAAGGCCAGCUCUGACGACCCGCCCUCCCACUCGGGCACCCUGAAGCACAGCAGCAAGCGCAGCAAGAGCAAAGACUGCAGCAGGUCGGAGCCCAAGAUGCGCUCAGCCAUCUCAGGCUACUGGAGCUCGGACGACACCCUGGACCGCGAGGUGUGCCUGUACCACCACCACAGCCCCAUCCCGGGAGGCAUGCCCUCGGGGGUGAUGACCAUGGGCCGCCACCCAGGCAAGUCCCAGUCACAGUACUUCAUGGAGCAGUACAACACCAUCAGCGCCCACUCGCUGAAGACGUCACRAAGCAACAACGACGUCAAGUGUUCUACAUGCGCCGGGUUGCCGGGACUGGGCGCGGGGAUGGACGGGACUGGCCAACUGCUGAAGAAGAGCUUGUGGUCGUCAACGCUGACGGUCAGUAGGGCCAGGGAAGUCUACCAGAACGCAUCGGUCAACCUGGACAAAGCCCCGGUCAAGGCUGAUACCUGCCAGCAGGGGGGGCGCCAGAUCUGUCAAUUCCUCCAGGUACCCCAGGACGAAUGGAGUAGGGGGUUCUUGCCCGUGGGGAAAGACGAGGAGAUCCCAUGCCGGCGUAUGCGCAGUGGCAGCUACAUCAAGGCCAUGGCGGAGGAAGACAGCGGCGACUCAGACUGCAGCCCCAAGCCCUCGCCCAAGGUGCAGGCGCGCCGGGCAAGCUAUCUGAAGGCCACACAGCCAUCGCUCACCGAGAUGACCACCCUCAAGAUCUCCACUGAGUCGCACUCUCCCAAGUUGCAGAUCCGGAGCCACAGCUACCUGCGUGCGGUGAGCGAGGUGGAGGUGAACGGACAGAUGGAGGCAGUGUGCGAGUCCGUUUUCAGUGAGAUGGAGUCUCAAGCGGUGGGUGCUCUGGACCUCCCCAUGUCAGGCUGCUUCCGUAUGCGCAGCCACAGCUACGUCCGUGCCAUCGAGAAGGGCUGCUCCCAAGACGAGGAGGACAGGGUCACCAUGGUGGGGGGAAACAUGAGGGCUAACUCAGCCCGGGCCACACCACCGUCAGGACCAUCCAGAGCAGCACAGGUUCCUCAGCAGGGCCUGUCUCACUGUCUGCGUCUGUGA
Molecule: messenger RNA, 1886 nt
Organism: Salvelinus sp. IW2-2015
Lineage: Eukaryota; Metazoa; Chordata; Actinopteri; Salmoniformes; Salmonidae
Source: RefSeq, a predicted model, not a curated record